Messenger RNA from Colletotrichum abscissum, 1758 nucleotides. RefSeq lists its product as uncharacterized. Lineage: Eukaryota; Fungi; Ascomycota; Sordariomycetes; Glomerellales; Glomerellaceae. The record is from RefSeq and is a predicted model, not a curated record. Bases 1 to 1758 code for a protein of 585 amino acids. The transcript has 4 exons.
AUGGAGGAUCGCAGCGGGCAAGUGCUGGCCGUGGCGGUCCUCUUCUUCAUAUUAUGUUGGAUCGCCGUCGGCCUGCGCAUAUACUGCCGUGGAUGGAUUACACGAUCGCUCGGCACCGAUGACAAGAUGAUGAUCGCCCUCAUGCUCAUCUUCACCAUCUACCUCAUCACUCAGAUUCAAGGAGUUCGAUAUGGAACAGGCCGACAUAGAACCGAUCUCACCCGGGAACACAAUCGGGACGCUCUCAUGUACUGGUACAUCUGCGAACUGCUUUACAUUAUAUCAACCUGCCUUCUCAAGAUAUCUGUCGGCUACUUUCUCAUCCGCGUGUCCAUCCGCCGAAGCCACAUCUGGAUCCUUCGCAUUCUCAUGAUCGGCACGGUGCUUUUCGGCUCGACAUAUUUCUUCAUGGUCAUGUUCCAAUGUCGGCCAAUCCAGACAUUUUGGGAGGAAUCGCCACGCACAGAAGGAAAGUGCUUCAGCAAUCGUGUGGUUGUCAUCAUGACCUUCACGGCCUCGAUUAUCAACUGCCUUGCCGACUGGGCCUUUGGUAUUCUCCCCUUGUUCAUCGUCUGGUCGCUUUCCCUCCCCAAGCGCACCCGACUCCUUGCGUUUGGCAUUCUCUCAUUUGCUGCCAUCGGGUCUGCCGCAACCGUGGCAAGAUCCGUGUACAUACCAACCCUCCUCGACGGCGACGACUUCCUAUGGGCGACUACCGAUGUAGCUCUGUGGAGCACCGUCGAGCCCGGCAUCGGCAUCACUGCCGCGUCGCUCGCCACCCUUCGCCCUCUGUGGCAACUCGUAUGGUACCGCGCGGGCAUGCGGUCUCAGGCGCCUCGCGCAAUAGCAUGGCGAGAACGGUUCAAGGGGCAGCCGAGUUAUGUCCGCAGCGACGGCUCAGACCCUCGUCACCCACGACACCCCGUGCCAGACGACGCACCCCUGGAAGAGAUCGAGGCUGAUAUCCGGGCCGAGUUUGAGGCGGAAGUGCCCCGCAUCGCUCGAUCCCAAGAUGGCUACAGCUCAUCGGCACCGACGAGACGGAGCGGCUUGAGUAAGGACUUCAAUCUCGCAUACGAGAGAGAGAGGCGAGACGAAGAUGUGGAGUCCCUGGUGGUCCCCCGCGACGACGGCGAUGGUGGGCAAUGGCUCUGUCCGUCACCCCGCGAAGAUGAUAAUUCGUUUGAGCUCGAAGACGGCCUUCACCUGACACCGAAAGUGAGAUCACCCGCGCCGACCGUGAACUGGUGUUCACCACGCAUGUCCGCCAUAUCGAUGGGCUUCGGCUCCUUCAACCGAGAGAACCGCGACUCGACCCACUCAGCCCUCACACUCGGCGUCAACAACUACGACGGCGCAAACCCCACGGGCAACCGAGCGAGCAGACUAAGCAGGCUGAGCAGCGUCAGCAACGUUCACGAUAACCACAACAACAGCAACCGGGCGAGCAGACUAAGCACCCUCAAUAGUCCAGGCCACCACUACCGAGACAGUAGGAUGACCGUGGAAACAUACACGAACACGACGAACCCGCGCCACAGCAGCAGGUUCGACAACCGCUACAGCCGGACGACGCGAGCCAGCAGCCACUACACGCGCGGCUCGCAGUUCCUAGCGCCGCCCUCGCCUGGCGACUUCCCCAUGCCUAGCCCGCCUCCAAGUACAUGGCAGGUCAACGUCCCCGGGGGCAUGGACUCGGCGCAGUGGCUUUCGUCUAGGAUGGCGGAACAUCCGGGCCAUCCUAGCAAGAAGCGGUAG